This is a messenger RNA of Aspergillus campestris IBT 28561, 1068 nucleotides long. RefSeq lists its product as uncharacterized. NCBI's taxonomy places the organism in Eukaryota, Fungi, Ascomycota, Eurotiomycetes, Eurotiales, Aspergillaceae. Bases 1 to 1068 code for a protein of 355 amino acids. The transcript is spliced from 5 exons. The record is from RefSeq and is a predicted model, not a curated record.
AUGCACCCCUCGCUACGAAACACCUGGACGCCCGCCGUCAACGUCGUGACAUGGUUUCUCCUGGCCACGGCCAUCCUCAGUGUCCUGACACGACUGGGAACUAAAUACUGGAUCUUUCGGAAGUGGACCGUCGAUGAUGGGCUGGCACUGGGUUCCUUGAUCUUCUGCGCUGGCCAGUCCCUCGCCGUCUCCAUGGCCACCGCCAAUGGAUACGGCCAGCGGUUUGAUACGUUGUCAGCGACGGGCAUCGAUGGGAUGAUGAAGUCGCAAUAUGCUGCAACCCUCCUCUGCAUCCCCAGUAUGGGUCUGUCCAAGCUGGCCCUCAUCCGUUUCAUCCAAGACCUGACGCCCGCUGCUGCGGACCGUCGCGUCGCCGUUUGGCUGCACGCCUUAGUCGUCGUCUGGGCUGCUGUCGGGGUUGUCUCCGCCGCCUUGCAGUGCCGUGUGCCGCGUCCCUGGGACUACGUCCAUGGGGAGUGCUUUGAUCGGAUGGCCUGGUGGCAGUACCUGGGAGUUACCAACAUCCUCUCCGAGGGAGGCAUCAUCGCGCAGGCGAUGAUGGUCAUCGUCAAGAUCCAGACCCAUGGGAGGAAGAAAGCUGUCCUGGGGGCUGUGUUUACGCUGCGUAUUGUGGUCAUCGUCGCCAUCCUUAUCCAACUGAUCUACGCCUCCAAAACUGCCCAUAGCACGGACGUGACCUUCGACACCUGGCCCGUCGCGGUCGCCACGCAAUUGACCCAGUGCCUCAGCAUUGUGACAGCGUGUUCGCCGCAGUUCAAGCCCUUCCUCGACAGUCUCCGGUCGACGGGAAUGAGCUUGGAGGGGAAAUCCCGCCAUGGGAGCUCGCAGAAGGGCUAUGGUUCACAGACCUCCACCCGUUUUCGUCGCGGCAUCUCUCAGAGUGAGGCCCAUGAGCUUAUGCCACUCCCACUGCGGGGCACCAGCCAGACUAUCGUGUCGACGGCGGGGAUCUCGCCCGACUCGGACGCAGAGAGCCAAGGAAGCCAGUCUCGGAUCAUUCGGGAGGUGCGAACCUGGACGAUCACCGAGGCCCCGGCGGGUCAAUAG